Ilex paraguariensis (yerba mate) is the source of this 264-nucleotide messenger RNA. The record is from the annotation of a GenBank genome assembly. NCBI's taxonomy places the organism in Eukaryota, Viridiplantae, Streptophyta, Magnoliopsida, Aquifoliales, Aquifoliaceae.
GCACUUGAUCGAACAUCGGGAAGACGUUUUGUGCUAGGGCGAUCUGUGUGGACCCAGGACAUACUGCUCGUUACAGUCAGACGAAGUGAAGCUCCUAGCUAUAGAGAUGUUCGGGCGUUGUUAACCACAUCGGAAAAGCACCUGCACCGAGUAAAAGAAGUGCUCAGAGACUACAUGAAUUUAUUCGAUGCCAUUAACAAGUUCCACAAGUGUUGUUCGGUGCCUCCGAUUAUAUACGGGAGGCUUCAAAUUGAUGGGUUUUGA